Molecule: messenger RNA, 1835 nt
Organism: Neoarius graeffei (lesser salmon catfish)
Lineage: Eukaryota; Metazoa; Chordata; Actinopteri; Siluriformes; Ariidae
Gene: zcchc9
Product: zinc finger, CCHC domain containing 9
Exons: 8
Coding region: 202-1107 (301 amino acids)
Molecular function (GO): nucleic acid binding; zinc ion binding
Source: RefSeq, a predicted model, not a curated record
UAAACUCAAAAGAAGAAGUCGUCGUCCUUCCUGGGGUACUUAGCAGAGUUAUCACGUGAGCUUCCAAUUUGACAGGGACAGCGUGCAGGACACUCCUUUUACCGGUUUACUACUGACCCAGACGAGGGAUUACAGCUGUGAAGAGACAGGAUUGGGAGCCAACAGAGUACUCCAGACUUUGCAGUGAUCAUUUCAUUUCAGAUGUGUACUUGGUCUUCCAAUAUGGCGACUACCGAAAUCUCGCGGCGCGGUGACGUCAUGCGGGAACCCUCUAUAAUAGCAGACGGGGACAUAAAUGAGGGGCGGAGCAGACACCCAAAAGCACACGAUAGUGAAAUUAUGACACGCUGGGCAAGGGUCAAAAAUGUCCAUAAACACAAAUCAACGGAUGCUGCGUCAUGGAACCAACUAAGGGCAGGCAUAACAUGGAGAGGGAACUCUUCAGACAGCCUUUUGCAGGACGAUGCAUCAGACCGUUAUCCUGAUGGGAAGAGAGUUAACAAAAAUGGACCACUUGGCAAGAAUUGGUACAUGGAUUAUCUGAAACACAAGAGGCAACCAUUACCUAAAGAACGAGGAGGAAUGGCUGCAAAAGAACAGGACAUAAGAGAAGUAGCUCUGAAAAAAAACAAAAGAAGAGAAAAUCGGAGAGUAAAGAGACAGAAUGCGACAAAGAGCAACAUGGUGUGCUUUAACUGUAGGAAGACGGGCCAUGGAUUGGCUGACUGCCCAAAAGCUCAUGAUGAGGAAAUGGGUAUAGGAAUCUGCUUUCGUUGUGGUUCUACAGAACAUGAGAUCCAAAGAUGUGGAGCUAAAGUAGACCCUGCUAUGGGUGAUUAUCCAUAUGCCAAAUGCUUCAUUUGUGAAAAGACUGGUCAUCUGUCCAAAUCUUGCCCGGAUAACCCAAAAGGACUUUAUGCUGCAGGUGGCUGUUGUCGAAUUUGUGGUUCAGUAGAACACUUCCAGAAGGACUGUCCAGACCAUCAGGCCUCAACAAAUUCCAUCACACUUGCGCGCCUGUCCAACCACAUCAGUGCUGAUCAUGAGGACAUCAAUGUUCCUGUAACACAAGUGUCCCUCAAGAAAGUCAAGAUGGUGGUGUAUUGAGCAGAGCCAAUCAAGUCUCAAAUAUUUGGCUCUGUUUUAAGAGAAAAUUGAAGUUUUUGGGAGGAGAUAUUUCAGGUAUCAUGUAUACUCACCGUCCACUUUAAUAGGACAACCUGUACAUCUGCACAUUCAUGCAAUUAUCCAAUCAACCAGUCAUAUGGCAGCAGGUGUCUGAUUGUUGUAUGGGGGGGAAUUGAAUAGUUUCUGAAAUAUUCAAACAAGCCCAAAGAUCAUAUUUAUUCUUCAUUCUAAUGUUUUGUUGUUUACAUUAACUGAAGCUAUUGAUCUGUAUUUGCAUGAUUUAAUUUGCUGCACUGCUGUCCUAUAAUUGGUUGAUUGUCUCAUUGCAAGCAUAAGCAGCCAAAGAGGUCUUGCUAUUAAAGUGGCUAGUGAAAAUAAAUAAAUAUGUGACCUAUAUUACAGCCUACCAGUCUUGUCUCUCCCUCUGCCAGCCCCACACUCCCUACAUCUGUCUCCCUCUCUCACCCUUGACCUCUCAGGUCUUGUUUAACUUGCUUGAUAGUUUUCAUUGUUAAUGUCUCAAAAUUAAUAUUCAUAAUUACAAGUACAAUUACAUUUACUUCUUUAACAAGACAUCUGUGUAGCUUUUUGUGAUGAAGUUGUAUGUUAAAUCACUGUUUCAGCUUCAUUAAACCUACGAUUCACCUUAUAAUUCUGGGAUAUAUGACCGAUUCAGAAUACUUUCAUUAAAGAUAUGUCUUAAAUAA